AUGCCUAAACCUGCCAUGAAAGAUUUCAAAAGUUCAGAUCUGGUCAUUGGAAAUGGAAUGGAAGAUCCUCCUACCCACCAGGAGCAGCAAGUUGUUCAGAGAAAGAAAUGGAAGCAGCUCUCUCGGCUUCAGCGCAGCCUGAUUCUUUUCCUGCUGGCCUUCCUGUUCAUCUGCGGGAUUCUUUCCUAUCCCAGCCUGACGGAGCAGUGGAGAGGACUCUCUGAUAGAUCGUUGAAGGAGGACUGGGUUGAAAUGGAUAACAGAGGUCUCAGGCCCAUUCCUCCUGGCCUCGUCCCAAAUCUCCCACCAGGAGUUGUCCCGGGGGUCCAGGACAUCCCACCAGAAGUGAUGCCGGAAAUUCAAAGACCAAGCAUUCCAUUACUUCCCAAACCUCCAGCUAUGAGGAAGCCCCCUAGCAAGCGUGGUCCUCCAGCCCUACAGAAGCGAGGGAAUGUGUCAGACUGGCAGGUGAAAGAUGAAGAAGCAGCCACGGUCAAGAGAGAUGAAGACGGAGGGAAAGAAGCAAAAACAGUCAUUAGCUGGCGUGGGGCGAUGAUCGAGGCGGAGCAGGGGACGGAGCUUCAGUCCACUGCACAUGGAAAAGAAGGAACCGUGGCUGAUGCCGAGGAUUCUGCCAGCUUAAAACCAGUGAAGGCCGUGGAUCGUGUGGAGGCGGUGCGGGAGGCCUUCAGGCACGCAUGGAAGGGCUAUAAGGCUUUUGCGUGGGGUCAUGAUGAACUGAAGCCCAUAUCUAAGACCCAUGGAGAGUGGUUCGGCCUGGGCCUCACUCUCAUAGAUGCACUGGACACCAUGUGGAUCUUGGGACUGAAAGACGAGUUUGCCGAGGCCAGGAAGUGGGUUGAGACAGAAUUGUUCUUUUCCAAGAAUGUGGAUGUGAAUCUUUUUGAGAGUACCAUCCGUAUAUUGGGGGGUCUCUUGAGCACAUACCACCUGACCGGAGACACUCUCUUCCUGGAUAAAGCUCAAGACAUUGGGUCCAGAUUAAUGCCUGCCUUCAAAACCCCAUCUAAAAUCCCCUACUCUGACGUGAACAUUGGUAAAGGAACUGCUCACCCUCCACGCUGGACCACAGACAGCACAGUCGCAGAGGUGACCAGCAUUCAGCUGGAGUUCCGAGAGCUCAGCCGACUCACAAAGGACCCGCAGUACCAGACAUGGCUGCUGGAGGACUAUCUUCAGGCUAUAGAAGGCGUCAGAAAGAAUCUCUUGAGACAGACGUCUCCUAGUAAACUGACCUUUGUUGGGGAGCUGUCCAAUGGCCGUCUCAAUCCCAAAAUGGAUCAUUUGGUGUGUUUUCUUCCUGGCACGCUGGCUCUCGGUGCUCACAACGGCCUGCCCGCUGAUCACAUGGAGCUGGCUCUGCAGUUGAUGGAGACGUGUCAUCAGAUGUAUGCGCAGAUGGAGACGGGCCUGAGCCCAGAGAUCGCUCACUUUAACCUGCAGUCCAACAACGGACGAGACAUCGAUGUGAAGCCUGCAGACAGACACAACUUGCUGAGACCUGAGACCGUUGAGAGUCUGUUCUACAUGUACAGAUUCACCAAGGACAGUAAAUACAGAGACUGGGGUUGGGACAUACUGCAAAGUUUCAAUAAGUACACCAGAGUCCCCAGCGGGGGCUACACCUCCAUAGGUAACGUACGUGACCCCUUGAACCCUGCGCCCAGAGAUAAGAUGGAGAGUUUCUUCCUGGGUGAGACGCUAAAGUAUCUCUUCCUCCUGUUCUCUGAUGACAACGAGCUGAUCAGUCUGGAUAAGUACGUGUUCAACACCGAGGCCCAUCCGCUGCCCAUAUGGCCCUCCACCUCAUGAGGGCGGAGGCCAGAAUGAAGCUAAUCCUCACUUGCAGUGAUGUUGGCUUCAACAGGAAAGGAUGCAGGCUUCCACAGGAAGUGACCUCCUCUGCAGUGAGUUACUCAAGUGAGCAGGAAUGUUUCUGCUCUAAACUGAGGUGGCAGGUUACGCACCGAUCUUUAACUGUGCAUUUGAGAUUUAUUCAAAUGCUGUGACACUCUUUAUUCACCCAGAAGAUUUGGAUUCACCCAGAUUUGGUGGCAGUUUUAUGGGUGGUGAAAUAUCACAAAUAUUGUUUCCACUUUUUACUUUCCAAGACUUCAUUUACCUUUGAGCUCAUGGGACGCCUGAAAAGUGUGACACUCUUGCAUGUUGGACAAGCCCAUUCAGCUGCCACAAUUUUUAGAUGUUCCAUCUUCCAUAUUUUGGAAAGAAACAUUAGUGUCAGAGCGCUGUAAAUCACACGGCAGACUGCUGAAAUUACACACUGUGAAAAACACAAAGCACUUUGUAAAAUGAAGACUUCUUUUUUUUUUUUUUUUUUUUUAACAUUGUUCUUUCUAUGUGUACAGAUGGAUGCUCUCGAUGUUAUUUUUGCAGGCUGUUACAAAAGGACUCUACGUGUCAAUUUCUAAAUGUUUCCCUUUUGUGAGAGUCAGGAUGCAUUAGGGAACAUAUCGAGUACUUUACAGAUCAUCAUCUUGAGAUUUAUUUGGGAACCCUCUGGGAUUGUGUAUUUUUCUGUUAUUUAUGUUGACUUUAGUGUGCGUACUUCAGUGAAUGUUAAUGAUUUGAUGUAGUGGAUGCCGCCCGAAGCCCUGCUUGAAAUGCUGUGCUGUAGAUUUACUUUAUUAUUUACAAAUUUUGGAAGCUGUUGUGCGGCACUGGAUGCUACAUUUAGCUGAACUGCAUUCAGAUGUGUAUAUAUGUUAAUUUAUUCAUUCAAAUUUCACAGCAAAACUACAUUGAAAACUUUGUUUGAAGGUUAAACUGUGUCUGAUCAACAGUCAACAUCACAUUAAAGCUACAAAAUUUCCCUUGUCAUAUUGGAACACAGUGGUAAUUUAUAUCCCCAUGCUGCCAUCUGUUUCAAUAUGUUUGAUGAUUGUAGAGAUUAAAUGAAUCAUUCACCCAACAAUGAAAUGAAAACACCAUCAUUUACUUAAUCCAAACCUGAAAUACUUUCUUUCUGGUCAAUUCUGAAUGAAUUUCUCCUUUAAUGUUCCACAAAAGACAGUUUUACAGGUUUGGAAUGACAUGAAGGUGAAUAAAUAAUCACAGAAAUUUCAUUUUUAGGUGAACUGUUGGUGUACAAAUCCUUUAUGUAGGUGUUUUUUUUGGUCUGAUUUUUCCAGUUUGUUUCAAUGCUUGGAAACUCAUAUGCACAUCACUGUUCUGUAUCACCUGUUGAGUUUCUCUGCACUGUCAAGUGCUUGUUUCUCCUAUCAUCUCAUGUGCCUUUGGUCAAACAGCAGUCAUCCAAUCAAAACAUCCAGGCUUUCAGAAGCUGUCAAACUAGCGCAAAAUAAUCCUUCAUGUGAAACAAUCCAUUUUCAGGGUGAUUGACAUUUGCAUUACAAUAUGUCUGUUCCGUGUCACAUUCCUCUUGCUGCUUCUAGUGAUACGGUGUCAAAAUCUGCAUCCCUUGUGCCUUUCGAUUUAUAGAAUACAGAGUGAUCGCAUGAUUAUGAGCGAUUUCUCCCUGAUUGCUUCUCUCGUCUCUUUGCUGCGAUCAGUGGUUUGUGAUUACCGUUUGUGCUGGUGAGCGAGUGUUAAAUGAGUGGACACAGAUCUGAUGAGGGUUUGUGAAGGUCAUGUUGUGUUAGAUGUAUAAUUUAAUAUCCAGCACAGCAGCUGAGCUGUUUUUCAUAAUGGUAAAGAUACGAGCAGGUCUCUGAGGUUGUUGACAUUUGUAAAGUAUAAAGAUAAAUCAAAAAUUUACUAAAACAAGUU
Molecule: messenger RNA, 3768 nt
Organism: Sinocyclocheilus rhinocerous
Lineage: Eukaryota; Metazoa; Chordata; Actinopteri; Cypriniformes; Cyprinidae
Product: endoplasmic reticulum mannosyl-oligosaccharide 1,2-alpha-mannosidase-like
Exons: 14
Coding region: 1-1833 (610 amino acids)
Biological process (GO): mannose trimming involved in glycoprotein ERAD pathway; carbohydrate metabolic process
Cellular component (GO): endoplasmic reticulum; membrane
Molecular function (GO): calcium ion binding; mannosyl-oligosaccharide 1,2-alpha-mannosidase activity
Source: RefSeq, a predicted model, not a curated record